CGGUAAACUUGUUAUUCGUCGCGAAGCACGCGCGCUUAGUUGACGUAUAUCUGCUGCUACUAAAAGCGAAAUAAAAACUUUCACUUUAGAUAGUGUUUCGAUGUACGUUAGUAAAAUAUUGCAACGCAUAAAAAUAUCUGCUGAAGUGCCUAUUAUAUGCAUGUGUCAACCGUUUUGUUUAGUGAGUAAGAUGUGUUGUAAUCGAAGUUAAUGAAGUCUAAUAAAGUGUAACACUUACUACACACAGUGAUUACAUAUUUCUUUUAGGUGUGAUUUAUUUAGUUAUAGUUGGUUAUAGUAGUUUUAUCUAAAUUAGCGUGAUUCGGAGACUAUGGAAAAAAAUUUAGGAGAGCCGAUACGAUAUGAUCCUAAUUUUAAUGGACCAAUCCACAAUCGGUCUUGCACAGAUGUUUUCUGGAUAAUAUUAUUCUUAAUUUUUCUUGGAGGUUGGAUGUACAUUGGUUACUAUGGUUAUCAAAAUGGUAACAUUGAAAAACUUUUAGCUCCAAUGGACUCGAACGGUAAGCGAUGCGGCGUUGAUUCUGGUGUUAUAAAUAGAAAAUAUUUAUUAUUUUUCAACUUAGCGAAUUGUCUAAGGCCCGAGACACCGAUUACUGGAUGCCCUACUCCACAAGUUUGCGUAGAGGAAUGUCCCCAAAGGACAGUAAAAUUUAUUGAACAGCUAACUUCGGCAAAUUUCAAUGAAAUGAAACGAGAAAUGGUGUGCAUCGACGGCGUUAAUACGGAAACAAUGACAUAUAGCGACGCUUUGCAAUACAUGAACGAAGAUAAAUGUGCUGGCCUAAUUUUACAAAGCCAGUCAGUGUUGUUUCGCUGCAUCGGAGAUCUAUCCACCAUCCCAUGCAAGGGCCCACCCAAACCGACCACAAAUUGGAUGCAAACCGACGGAGACACUACAUGUGUAAGAAAUCCUAAGGAAGGACAGAUGUCGUUGUUCAAUCGUGCAACGGCUCUCGACACUUAUAUUGGCAGGAUUGUCGCUAGCUUGGUGACCGCCUUCACGAAAAACGAAAGGGACACGCAUAUUCUAUCAUCAAAAAUCGUCCAAGAUCUGGUUCAAUCUCGGUGGUACCUCGCUGGAGCUUUAUUGGCAGUUGUCAUUAUCUGUUUCAUUUAUAUAGUUUUACUGCGGUUUGUCAUUACACCUAUCGUCUGGGCUUCCAUCGGAGGGCUCUUAGCGCUACUUAUUUUUACGUCAUACUUGUGCUAUGGAAACUACGUAUAUUACCGUGAUAAUCCCAUUCAACUUCACCAGACGACAAAUCUCAAAGGAUAUGCGCAGUCUAUAUUCAGCAAGGCGUCGACGUGGAUGGUCAUAUUAAUUGUGACGGCCUUUCUAAGUUUCAUACUUUUAGUAAUGGUUGUAUUUUUACGAAACCGCAUCAGGAUCGCCAUUGCACUCAUACGAGAGGGCAGCAGAGCAUUGUCGGCGGUCAAAUCAACAGUUUUAUUGCCUAUAUUCCCAUGGAUAUUUCAAUGUGCUGUCAUCGCCUAUUGGCUGUUCUUGUUUAUGUCCUUGCUGUCGAUAGGAACGCCGAUAUUCAAGACUGCCAACUUAAAAUCGGAUACCAAUUGCAAAUGUGCAAUUUAUACCGAAGAUAAUAUGGAUUGUGAUCCAAAUAAAUUUACACUCUCAAGUCGCGAUUUAAGUGGCGGCCCUUGCCGACAGGCGACUUGCACCUUCCAAAGCUUUGAAACACCUCAGAUCAUCUUAUAUUUACAUUUGGCCAACUUUCUCGGAUUUUUUUGGACGAUGUUCUUCAUUACCGGUAUUACCGACAUGAUACUCGCGAGCACCUUCGCCACUUGGUACUGGACUUUCCACAAAAGCGAUCUUCCUUUCUUCACCCUCACGAGAGGCGCGUACAGAACCAUAAGAUACCACACGGGAACCGUGGCAUUUGGCUCAUUAAUUAUUGCCAUUGUUCGAGUGAUAAGAGUAAUACUCGAGUACAUUGAUCACAAAUUGAAAAAGUUCGAAAAUCCCUUUACGAGAUUCAUAAUGUGCUGUUGCAAAUGUUUGUUCUGGUGCCUGGAGAGCUUCCUCAAGUUCAUCAAUAAGAACGCUUUUAUAAUGUGUGCGGUGCACGGACACAACUUCUGUAAAAGUGCUAGAGAUGCGUUUUCCUUACUCCUAAGGAAUGUUGUUAGAGUCGUUGUUUUAGACAAGGUGACCGAUUUCAUAUUCUUCGUAUCGAAGCUUCUGAUAUCAAUAGGGAUAGGCUUCGCAGUAUACUAUAUUUUAGAAUGGAAUUUUACUUACGAAAUCACGAAAGGCCAACGUUUAAAUUACAACUACGUACCAGCCAUAAUACUGAGUGUCGCGACUUACAUCAUAUGCACUGUGUUCUUCAAUGUUUACUCUAUGGCUGUUGAUACUUUGUUCCUUUGUUUCCUUGAAGACUGCGAGAGAAAUGAUGGAUCCCCCGAAAAACCAUAUUUUAUGUCAAAAAAUCUUAUGAAAAUACUUGGAAAAAGAAACAAACAGCUAUAAUGUUUUCUUGACAACUUAAUUAAUAACAAAACAUAAACCUUACUAAUGUAUAAUUUCGUUUUGUGAAAUAUUUUCUAUGGUCACAAUACACUUUGUUUUAGAAUACCUAUUCUUAAAAUUCUUUUCAUAUCUAAAUGUAUCGUGUUUUCGAUAAAAAAAUUACCAAAGUUAGGCCAUAAGGUGUUCAUUUAUGAUUGUGAUGCUCGUUUUUAAAUGAAAAAUUUUGGUUAAUUUCAAAAAAACUAAAACGUCCAAAUAGUAGCUUUAAUAUUAAACAGAAUUGAGUGCUCAUAUUCAGAUAAUACCAGGAAGGCAAACGUAGGUACUCUAACAGUUUUAUAAGCCGUUGUUUGUAGUUGCAAGAUAACCUUUUGAUAAGUAAAAUGUUUAUAAAAAACAAUGUGUAUACACGAAUUAUUUUUACGUAACACAAUCUUUGUGUAGGUACAGACCUACGCUACAAAAUGUUAUCUCCUUAAUUUUGAAAAUGAGAAAACACAAUGAAUAUUCAUAACUGAAAUUAUAAUAUAAUAU
Messenger RNA from Bombyx mandarina (wild silkworm), 3049 nucleotides. RefSeq names its product Choline transporter-like 2 (gene Ctl2). The record is from RefSeq and is a predicted model, not a curated record. Lineage: Eukaryota; Metazoa; Arthropoda; Insecta; Lepidoptera; Bombycidae. Gene Ontology annotation, molecular function: transmembrane transporter activity. Gene Ontology annotation, cellular component: membrane. Gene Ontology annotation, biological process: transmembrane transport.